ACAUACUAGUUGCAGUAGCUUUCUUAGCGCCCUGGCUUUGUUCGCCUAUUUUCGUGGUUUCCUGGUCUUGACGCGGCCGGACACUGCAUCAACUUUUACAUGCAUAUAUAGUGCCUGGAAGAUAGAGCGCUUGCAUCGCGCCCAGGGGCUAGUCACUUACGGGCCUACAAUCAGUCAGCAAACUUAUCAAGCCACCAGCUUUUGCCUCCACUUGGCAGCCGAGGGCCAUGGCGUGCUCAAUACGUGCCACUCAUCGACCGGCGCAGCUCCUGGCUGGCUCGCGCCCAGAGAAGAUGGUGUUAUCCUCGGUUAGGGCCUUGCCCAGGUGCCAGCGGCCAGUGACCGCUUCUUCUGUCGCUUCAACGGCCACGACCGUGACGAUGGAGGAGAAAGUGACUUCAGAGGCUCCACAGUCGACGAAUGCGACCGCAUCCUCCUCAGUCCCACAUCUCGACGACCAGACCUUCUAUCAGUUCUUACAAACCAAUGGCGACAACCUCUGCGUGGUUGACUACUACUCAGACUGGUGCGGGCCGUGCCAGAUGAUGAACAAGGAGCUGGACAAGUUGGUGGCCGCGUUUCCCAAGCGCGUCAAGUUCGCAAAGAUGAACGUGGGCAACCACCCGGAGUUCGGUACCCGGCAGCGGAUACGGGCGCUGCCGACGUUCCGUCUCUACUACAAGGGUGCCUGCGUCGAUGAGCUCACCGGCGCCCGGCCCACGCACCUGCGCCAGAUGCUGACGCACUACAGCCUCAUGGCCUCUAUCAACUAGAGGGCCACCUCGCCCAGUCCUGGCGGGCUCCGAUGCCAGCGGCCCUGUGGGCUGGCACUACAUGAAGGCGGCUGUGGCGGUGAUGGGAGCAGCAUAUGGCCACGGGACCGUCGGCAGGGCCGCCAGCGGGACACGUGCAGCCGGGCCGCGUUGCCAGCCCGUGGGCUUGGAGCUCAGCACAGGUUGUACUAGUAGCGUUUUGCUUGCGUGCGGAGUGUUUUUGAGCGGGGUUUUGCAUCCGGCGCUGUGGCUCACCGGACCCGAUGGCGCACGGAUUGCGCCAUGUGCAAGGUUUUUUGGUAGUUUUAAUGGUUUGCUGGUCGGAGCGCGAGGGAGUCAGCAAAGACUAGCAUUGGCAACCUGAUUUCAUCCCCCAGUAGUAGGGUUGCUGCGGGGCCGCGGCAUUACGAGACUUGCGUUCAGGUUGGGCACGUUCGGUAAGAGUUUAAUGGCGCGCGCUCUCGUCCACCGGCGAAUCGAUAUCGUGAGCGUGUAUGCGUAACGAGGUGUACAGAGCGUGUACGUUGAUAGCGGCCAUUUGGAAGUGGUAAGCUAGUGGUAAGGGUGCACCGCGUUGACAUACAGUAGUUCGUGGUCUGGCGGCAGAGGCCUGACAAGAGGCCCUCUUCAUGUGUGAGUGUGAAAGGAGAAGCAGAGAACGGCCGGGGCAAGAAGUCCCCAGGUACGUCGUGUUGAUGGAUUGCGGACGGCACUGGUGAGUCGCCGAUUCCGUCUCUGAGAAGUGAGAAUGCUUGGUGGCAUGAGCGGUGUGCGUGGCCGCGAGUAGGAAUCACAGAUGUGGGUCCGUGAAAUACGCAUGAUGUUGUGUGGUACGGCGAUGAGUGGUGGGAGAGGGACACCCUGGCAGCGUGCGUGCCUGCUGUGCCAAGAGCAUGCGAGACGCACGGUGUGCAGGGCUUAUAAGAAUUGGUAACAUACUGAAGUUUAGCAUGUGAGUGUGUGAUGCAGAGCGUAGUUACUUGCACAUUAAUGGCGGCGCAGCUGCAGGGCGGGUAUGCGAAGGAAGAGUAAUGACGGUGUGCGCGAGUUCAUUGGGGCUCACUAUCUUGGUUUUCCAGCUGAAUGCAAGGGCUGGCUGCAGUCCCCAACUGAUGCCGUUAAUACAUGACGCGUGAGGUGUUCGCUCAACUCCUCAGAUUUUCCAGCGCCCCGUGUGGCGUGUGCUUGGCUUCACGGCUGCCGCAAAUUGGAAGAAAGCUGCC
Chlamydomonas reinhardtii is the source of this 1996-nucleotide messenger RNA. RefSeq lists its product as uncharacterized. Lineage: Eukaryota; Viridiplantae; Chlorophyta; Chlorophyceae; Chlamydomonadales; Chlamydomonadaceae. The transcript has 3 exons. The record is from RefSeq and is a predicted model, not a curated record. The coding region runs from base 381 to 773 and encodes 130 amino acids.